Molecule: messenger RNA, 2273 nt
Organism: Lolium rigidum
Lineage: Eukaryota; Viridiplantae; Streptophyta; Magnoliopsida; Poales; Poaceae
Product: mitogen-activated protein kinase 9-like
Exons: 10
Coding region: 94-1857 (587 amino acids)
Biological process (GO): intracellular signal transduction; protein phosphorylation
Cellular component (GO): cytoplasm; nucleus
Molecular function (GO): MAP kinase activity; ATP binding
Source: RefSeq, a predicted model, not a curated record
UCGGAAGGCGCCUCGGAGGGUGCGCGCCCGUUUGAGGAGCGGGGUUGGGUUGCGGGGAUCGACGGAUCCGUCCGUCCGGUCCGGGAGGCCGGAAUGCAGCAGCAGGGGCAGAUGAGCAAGAGUGCCGCGGAUGUGGACUUCUUCACGGAGUACGGCGACGCGAACCGGUACAGGAUCCAGGAGGUCAUCGGCAAGGGGAGCUACGGGGUCGUGUGCUCCGCCCUCGAUCUGCAGACGAGGCAGAAGGUGGCGAUCAAGAAGAUACACAACAUCUUCGACCACGUCUCCGAUGCCGCGCGCAUCCUCCGCGAGAUCAAGCUCCUCAGGCUCCUGAGGCACCCCGACGUCGUCGAGAUCAAGCACAUUAUGUUGCCUCCGUCGAGGAAGGACUUCAAAGAUAUCUAUGUGGUGUUUGAGCUUAUGGAGUCUGAUCUCCACCAAGUUAUCAAGGCCAACGAUGACUUGACGAAGGAGCAUUACCAGUUCUUUCUCUACCAACUGCUCCGAGCCCUCAAAUACAUCCAUACUGCUAGUGUUUACCAUCGUGACCUGAAGCCGAAGAACAUUUUAGCAAAUUCUAACUGCAAACUGAAGAUAUGUGAUUUUGGUCUGGCACGAGUUGCAUUCAAUGAUACCCCAACAACAGUCUUCUGGACGGAUUACGUCGCAACAAGAUGGUAUAGAGCUCCAGAGCUCUGUGGAUCCUUCUUCACGAAGUAUACACCUGCCAUUGACAUUUGGAGCAUUGGGUGCAUUUUUGCGGAGGUGCUGACAGGGAAGCCUUUGUUUCCUGGUAAAAAUGUUGUCCAUCAGUUAGACUUAAUGACUGAUCUUCUAGGAACACCUUCCGUGGACACAAUUUCUCGGGUCCGGAAUGAAAAAGCAAGAAGGUACUUGAGCAGUAUGAGAAAGAAAGACCCAGUUCCAUUUUGUCAGAAAUUUCCCAAUGCGGAUCCUUUGGGACUAAAACUCUUGGAAAAGCUAUUAGCGUUUGAUCCAAAGGACCGUCUAACUGCAGAAGAGGCAUUGACUCAUCCAUACUUUAGAGGCCUUUCCAAGCCUGAUAGAGAACCAUCCUGUCAGCCAAUCAAAAAACUGGAGUUUGACUUUGAGCACAGAAGAAUGUCGAAGGAUGAUAUAAGGGAGCUAAUAUUCCAGGAGAUAUUAGAAUAUCACCCACAAUUGCUGAAGGACUACAGAGACGGCACAGAGAGGACAACCUUUCUAUACCCAAGUGCUGUUGACCAAUUCAAGAAGCAGUUUUCUCAUCUUGAAGAAAGUGAUGGUAGUGGCCCUGUUCCAGGAGAGAGAAAACAUGCAUCCCUUCCUAGGUCCACUAUUGUCCACUCAACUCCAAUACCUGCCAAGGCACAACCUCCCGUGGCCCCAUCGAGGGGCAGACCAAUCUCCAAUGAGACAGGAAGGUACCCUGGAAAUGUUCCCAGUGCUGCUCAGGCUGCACACACGGCACAAGCAGCAUUACCUUACGAAAGUGGAAGCGGCAAAUAUCCUUACUCAGGGUACUCUCCCCAGCCACAGAUCCCACAAGCAUAUGGGUAUCAUCAUCAACCGCCCAGUGCUGGGCAACCACAUGCCAUUGGGGGCUAUGCUUGUGCAUACACCACCAAAGGCACGGUGGUUAAUGCCGCCGCUCCAGGCAUGAGAGCAUCCUCCUACCAACAUCUUCCAGCACCGUCGAAGAACAGCCCGCUGGACAGACUAGCGGCGGAAACCACUGACAUUUACACAAGAUCUCUCAAUGGCAUCGUGGCCGCCGCUGCGGCAUCAGCCGGCACCGGGGGUGCUCACAGGAAGGUCAGCGCCACAGUGCCAUUUGGGGUGUCGAAAAUGUACUAGUGUUGCCCAAAAUGACAUGUCAGCAUGUCUUCGGAGCUCUGAAACCGACUCCUCGCUGGGAAGCUGCUGCCCCUAGUAAUUGGAGUCGUGGCAACAGAUGGGGAAACUAAUUGGCCUGAAAUAACUGAGGGAUGAUGGUCGUCUAGAAGAGGGCAAUGCGAAGAUAGGUGAUCUGAGGCAGCUUCUGAUCCUCUCCCAUCUCUUCUCUAGCUUUUUUGUGCUUUACAUAUAGGCAGGGAUUGUGUUGGUCUCUGCACACAACAGGGCCUUGUGACAUGAGUUAUUUAGUUGCAAUUCAGCUGGUUGGUUAGCGGCUGUUUGGAAGCAAGCCAAAGCGAAGAUAAAUUUGUACUAUCUUGAACAACUAAUUAAAGAGAUGGUCCAUUGAUCAUCAUAUCAUUAUUCAUACUUAUUUA